Messenger RNA from Peronospora matthiolae, 222 nucleotides. NCBI's taxonomy places the organism in Eukaryota, Oomycota, Peronosporomycetes, Peronosporales, Peronosporaceae. The record is from the annotation of a GenBank genome assembly.
AUGGUGAAGGCCAUUCGUGCAGAAAGUGAGAAAAGCGACUCAGGCUCAAGUUCGGACAAUGCAGACGAAGAAGAUUUUCACCGUAAGGUUCAUGUGACGACUAUCACUGAUCAGGCUGCAGACCCAGGGGAUCAACGAGACAGGUCGCGAAAGACAGACCGAGAUGAUGAUCGCGAUUGGGGCGGAUUUGCGAAAGCCUGCACACACUGCGGCUCGAAAUGA